AUGGUGCUUUUGAGCCCAUCUAUCGGCGCCCUGCGCAGGCUGCUAAAGAUUUGUGAGUCUUAUGCGGUGGCUCAUGGGCUCAGAUACAAUGCGCUGAAGAGUGAGUGCAUGGUAUUUAAAGCAGGUACUAAAACGUAUACCAUAGUGCCUUCCAUUGAUCUAGGCGGCACUCCUCUAAAGCAGACAAAACAAUUUAAGUAUCUGGGUCACAGGGUCACCGAGGACCUAUGCGAUAAUGCCGAUGUGGAAAGGGAGCGCAGGGCGCUGGCUGUCCGUGGCAAUAUGUUGGCUCGCAGCCUGUGGGUCAGUUACACGCGGCGGACAUACGGAGCACUGCGCAUCCAGUAUAACAAUGCGUUCAGGAUGCUGUUCCGACUUCCACCUUUCUGUAGCGCGUCGACCAUGUUUGCUGAGAAACAUGUAGACGAUUUCUACGCUAUCAUGCGAAAGCGUAGUGCAUCGCUACUCCGUCGUAUGCGUCUCAGUACGAACAGCAUCCUGAGCACAUUGGUGGAAAGAUGGGAGUCCCCAAUGCUGGGGCGGUGGAUGCGCUUGCACACUGCUGCCAAUGCGUAG
Messenger RNA from Hyposmocoma kahamanoa, 576 nucleotides. RefSeq lists its product as uncharacterized. The transcript has 2 exons. Bases 1 to 576 code for a protein of 191 amino acids. NCBI's taxonomy places the organism in Eukaryota, Metazoa, Arthropoda, Insecta, Lepidoptera, Cosmopterigidae. The record is from RefSeq and is a predicted model, not a curated record.